This is a messenger RNA of Closterium sp. NIES-65, 1134 nucleotides long. The record is from the annotation of a GenBank genome assembly. NCBI's taxonomy places the organism in Eukaryota, Viridiplantae, Streptophyta, Zygnematophyceae, Desmidiales, Closteriaceae.
AUGCGCAAGAUAGUAUGGGAACCUAGGAAAAGGACUUUGGAGCAAGAGAGAUCGGAGGAGGGAUUGGUGGAAGCAGUGGUGAAAAGAGGAGGGUUGUUGGGAGAAGGAGGGUUGAAGGGAGAAGAAGGGUUGAAGCAGCAGUUUUCAAAUGGUGGUGAGGAGGAGUUGAGGCGGUUUAUGGUUCAAGAGGUAAACAUCUUGAAAGAUGCAGGGGCGGAGUUUCUUGUCCUGGUGUGUGGUUUCGGGAAAGGCGUUGGGGAGCAGAGUUCGAAUGCGGCUGGUGUUGUGUGGCGGGCACUGCAGUAUGCGACUGGAGGGAUAGUGGAGGAUUUGACAAGAGAGCUGGACACAUUUAUCGACAACACCAGCACCAGUUUUAGCAGCAGCACCGGCAGCAGCAGCAGCGCAAGUAGCAGCAGCAGAAGCAGCAGCAACGCAUCUACCAUCUCCUCCCCUCUCCCAUCCCACAUGCUCACCCCAACCACCUUCGCCACUCCAAGCGAUUCCCGCACCUACUUCACCUCCCUCCUCUCCUCCUCCGUGGAAAAAAUCGCAGUCAAAUCCGGCGCUCUACCCUACAUUCUCUCCCCCGGAUUCGGCGAACACACCGACUGCAUAAUCGGCAUUUCAGCUAAAGGAGGAAGGUCUGCUCCUGCCCAUGCUCCCUCCUCUCCUGCCUCUGCUCACUCCCUUCCUGAGUCUGGUGAUUCUUCAGGGUCUUUGGAUAGGGAUGAGCCUUCUCGCUCCGUUCUGAAUGGACUGGAGUGGGAUGAGCCGGCAGUGAUCUCAUUUUUUGGGCCGAGAGGCGAGGUUCGGAGGGUUGUGCCUGUCCUUUGUCCUGUAGUAGGGGAGGCGGUAACUGCCGCGGCACUCGAAAGGGCGAUAAGGGAGGAGGACGUGAGGGGGGGAAGGGUGGUGGUGAUGCGGCAUGGGCGAUUUCAGGAGGGGGAGGUUGAGUGCGUUAGGAAGGUGUUGGGUAGGGUUGGGGCCCGGGGGACGUAUGUGGAGGUUGGGGAGAGCGGGCGGUGCCGGUUUGGACAUUCGGGAAAACGACCUGGGGUUGUCACUACAGCAGGUGGUGACGGUGGUUGCUGGGAUGAGGAGGGUGCAGCAUGGGGCGUUGGGGAAGGCUAA